This is a messenger RNA of Contarinia nasturtii (swede midge), 788 nucleotides long. RefSeq lists its product as uncharacterized. The record is from RefSeq and is a predicted model, not a curated record. Bases 84 to 569 code for a protein of 161 amino acids. The transcript is spliced from 3 exons. NCBI's taxonomy places the organism in Eukaryota, Metazoa, Arthropoda, Insecta, Diptera, Cecidomyiidae.
AACAGUGAUCCAGUCAGUUGGCUUUCAGAUUUGUCGCCGUUCAGAAUAUUCUUCCAAGAAUUUGUCAUUUAAAAGGUCAAAAAAUGAAUUUCAUCACAUUUGCAUUUAUUUCAAUUUUGUUGUGCAAUUUUGCGAUUGGCCUCACAAUCAUUUCAUCAGAUGCUGUUUACAACAAUUUCAUUGAUUCUACUGAGAACGACAAAAAUGUAGAGAAAUUUGGUGGAAAUAAUGUUUUAGAAACCACAUACGGCAAACAAUCUUUGGGCAAAAGUCAUCGCUUCUUCUAUACAGUUGGUGAACGAGUCGAAGGCGACAAACAAUUGGAUCAUAUUUUCAAGCAAACUGGAUGGAAAAUUAAAACUGAUGCAAUAGUCAAUUUAACUUAUCCAGCUGGUGGCAAAACUAUCAAGGAUUUGACGUUCGUCAUGAUAACCGUUUAUCAGGAAUCGGAGGACAAUCGCAUAAAUGUCAGCGGUGGUGGAAUCAAUACAAAAGAAAUUACCAUCAGUAUACAUGCAAACCAGACGCACUAUGUUGCUUACAACGCAUUUUUCUAUGGACAUGAAUAGUCGGAGUCACAGCAUUGAAAGGCGAAUAAAUAAAUAAAUCUGUGAACAAUCCAAUAUUAUACUCCAAAAAUGUCAAACGAAACAUAUUCAAAUCAUAUUCAAAAGCUAUCUUAGCUAUUUCGCAUUAUCUUAUCAAUGCUUCCUUCAAAUAGCAAUGAACUUUAUCACUAUCUGAAAAAAAAUGUAAAUGUCAAGAAUAAAAUUCGACCAGUAUAAGAA